Messenger RNA from Komagataella phaffii GS115, 1056 nucleotides. Its product is annotated as Glutamine-rich cytoplasmic protein of unknown function. Bases 1 to 1056 code for a protein of 351 amino acids. NCBI's taxonomy places the organism in Eukaryota, Fungi, Ascomycota, Pichiomycetes, Pichiales, Pichiaceae. The transcript has a single exon. Gene Ontology annotation, cellular component: TRC complex; membrane. The record is from RefSeq and is a predicted model, not a curated record. Gene Ontology annotation, molecular function: protein binding; molecular adaptor activity. Gene Ontology annotation, biological process: post-translational protein targeting to endoplasmic reticulum membrane.
AUGAGUGCCACCAAUAAAGAAGUAGUCCAAGCAAUCAUCAGCUUUCUGAAAAGCUCCUCCAAAGACGGUUCUGUGUCCGAAGACUAUGUUGAGUCAGUCGAUAUGGCUAUAGAUUGCAUCGCGGAUGCAUUCGAAGUCGAUAAAGACGUUGAGAGUGCUGUUAAAGCCAAGUUCGGUAACAAGACAUUGAAUGAACUUCUUGGGGCAUCCUCGGCAUCAUCACAACAAGUUCCCAUUCAUAUCCCUAAGGAAGAUGAAGAAUUAAAACAAAGGGCUGAAGCUUUCAAGCUGGAGGGAAACAAAGCGAUGAGCGCUAGAGAUUUUGAAACUGCAGUGGCAAAGUACACUUCUGCCAUAGAGUUGAUUCCAACUAAUAGUGUUUACCUUUCAAACAGAGCUGCUGCCUACUCUUCUUUAGGAAAACAUGAAUCUGCUAUUGAAGAUGCUCAAAAAUCUGUUGAUUCGGAUCCCUCGUAUGUUAAGGCCUAUUCCAGAUUGGGACUUGCCAAAUAUGUUACUGGAGACAUCAAAGGAUCUGUGGAAGCGUACAAGAAGGGUUUAGAUCUUGAAGGCGAGAAUGCUAGUGAGACAAUGAAGAAAGGUUACAAUACGGCCAAGCAGAAACUCAGCGAACAGAUCGCCAAUCAACUUCAAUCUACUAAUACUAAAGGUGGAGAUACUGAAGAGUCCACUACUAAGGCCUCCAAUGAAUCUACGGGACCCGGUUCUGGAGGGUUACCUGAUUUGUCCUCUUUGUUAGGGGGAGCUGGGGGAGCCGGAGGUCUAGCUGGUCUGAUGAAUAACCCUCAACUCAUGCAAGCUGCUCAAAGUUUAAUGCAGAACCCUUCUGCUCUGCAAGGACUUAUGAGUGAUCCUUCCAUUAGGCAAAUGGCAGAGAAGUUUGGUUUGGGUGGGGGCUCAGCUCCCAAAGCUGAUGGUGAAGGUAGUGCUGAUGGUGAAGACUCCGGUUCAGGUCCAAAUUUGAACGACUUGAUGAACAAUCCAAUGUUGCAGAAUCUUGCCAGCCAGUUCAUGGGCGGUGAUAAGAAGCCUUAA